Messenger RNA from Dromiciops gliroides (monito del monte), 408 nucleotides. RefSeq names its product heat shock protein HSP 90-alpha-like. Gene Ontology annotation, biological process: protein folding; protein stabilization; cellular response to heat. The record is from RefSeq and is a predicted model, not a curated record. Gene Ontology annotation, molecular function: ATP-dependent protein folding chaperone; disordered domain specific binding; ATP hydrolysis activity. Lineage: Eukaryota; Metazoa; Chordata; Mammalia; Microbiotheria; Microbiotheriidae. Bases 1 to 408 code for a protein of 135 amino acids. The transcript has a single exon. Gene Ontology annotation, cellular component: perinuclear region of cytoplasm; protein-containing complex; cytosol.
AUGGGGGUGGUAGGAAGAAUCUCAUCCUUGGGCUCUAUGGAAAGAAUAAUGAAGGCUCAGGCACGAAUAGACAACUCAACAAUGGGUUACAUGUCAGCAAAGAAACAUUUGGAGAUAAACCCUGACCAUUCCAUUAUUGAAACUAUACGGCAAAAGGCAGAGGCUGACAAGAAUGAUAAAUCAGUCAAAGAUCUGGUCAUCUUAUUGUAUGAGACUGCACUGCUAUCUUCUGGCUUCAGUUUGGAAGAUCCCCAGACACAUGCCAAUUGCAUCUACAGGAUGAUCAAGCUCGGUGUUGGAACUGAUGAAGAUGAUUCAACUACUGAAGAAACCAAUGCAGCUAUAACUGAGGAAAUGCCACCUCUUGAAGGAGAUGAUGACACAUCGUGCAUGGAAGAAGUGGACUAA